AUGAAGUCUGAAGCUGCAGCCAUCGACUGGGUCCAGAUAGAUGCCAACUCCUCCGUGCUCCAUGAUGAGUUCAUUGCCCACAGACUGGGUCUCAUCCCGCUCACCAGCGAUGACAUCGUGGAUAAGAUGCAAUAUUCCAGAGACUGCACGUGUGAUGAGUUCUGCCCGGAGUGCUCCGUGGAGUUCACCCUCGACGUUCGCUGCAACGAGGACCAGACUCGUCACGUCACCUCCCGAGAUCUCAUCUCCAACAACCCCCGAGUCAUUCCGGUGACAUCUCGGAGCAGAGACAACGACCCCAAUGACUACGUUGAGCAGGAUGAUAUCCUCAUUGUGAAGCUGCGGAAGGGCCAGGAGCUGAGGCUUCGAGCCUAUGCCAAGAAGGGCUUUGGCAAGGAGCACGCCAAGUGGAACCCCACGGCUGGUGUAGCCUUCGAGUAUGACCCAGACAACGCCCUCAGGCACACUGUUUACCCCAAACCUGAGGAGUGGCCCAAGAGCGAGUACUCGGAGAUCGACGAGGAGGAUGCCCAGGCUCCCUAUGACCCCAAUGGGAAGCCAGAGAGGUUUUAUUACAAUGUGGAGUCCUGUGGUUCUCUGCGCCCCGAGACCAUUGUUCUCUCUGCCCUGUCUGGCCUGAAGAAGAAGCUGAGUGACCUCCAGACCCAGCUGAGCCAUGAGAUUCAGAGUGACGUCCUCACCAUAAACUGAGAUGGCCCCUUGCAAGAAGGCAUGAGCAGUGCACCAGGUUCCUCCCUCUUCCGGCUGG
This is a messenger RNA of Chaetura pelagica (chimney swift), 769 nucleotides long. RefSeq names its product polymerase (RNA) II (DNA directed) polypeptide C, 33kDa (gene POLR2C). Gene Ontology annotation, molecular function: protein dimerization activity; DNA-directed RNA polymerase activity. Lineage: Eukaryota; Metazoa; Chordata; Aves; Apodiformes; Apodidae. Gene Ontology annotation, cellular component: RNA polymerase II, core complex. Bases 1 to 711 code for a protein of 236 amino acids. The record is from RefSeq and is a predicted model, not a curated record. The transcript has 8 exons. Gene Ontology annotation, biological process: DNA-templated transcription.